Molecule: messenger RNA, 663 nt
Organism: Prunus avium (sweet cherry)
Lineage: Eukaryota; Viridiplantae; Streptophyta; Magnoliopsida; Rosales; Rosaceae
Source: RefSeq, a predicted model, not a curated record
AUGGCAGUCAAAUCUACUAAGCUCUCUGAUUCAGAAUCCAUUCAGCAUGAGGCAGGUAUUCUCUCUGAUUUUAUAGGUUCCCCUUUUGUGAUUCAGUACUUAGGUGAAGAAAUCACAACCAUUGAUGACACAAGUGAAGAAAUAUUCAACUUGGCUUUGGGAUUUGCUGCUGGAGGGACCCUCGAUGGCCUGAUUCAGAGCUAUAGAGGUCAUGGGCUGCCUGAGUCUGAUGUGAGAAGCUACACCAGGUGCAUACUUGAAGGGCUUUUACAUAUUCACAAUUGUGAUUAUGUUCACUGUGAUUUGAAGCCGGAGAACCUCCUUCUUUUUCCUAGUGAUACUAGCACCAGUGGUAGUUCUAGUUUUGUGGCCAAGAUUGCUGAUUUCGGAUUGACCAGAGCACCAAAGAUGAUAUGGAUGGAUGGAGAGGCACGCCUUGGCAAGCCCCCUUGGGAUGUGGAGCCUAAUUCGACUCUUGAUGAUUUCAUCGACAUGGUUGCUGGGGAAAUAACUCCCAAAAUCCCUACUGAAAUCUCUGGUUUGGCAAGGGAUUUUCUUAUGAAGUGUCUUGCAGUCAACUCAUGGGAAAGGUUUACUACUCAAAAGCUCCUACUUCAUCCAUUUGUACAGGAGCCACAACUAUCUGAACCAGGUCAUGCCAAG